AUGGAAGCACGAGAAGACGAAGCUGAAGGAGCCGAUAUCCUAAUGGUGAAACCAGCACUCCCUUCACUGGAUAUCAUACGUUUAUUGAAGAACCAAACUCUGUUGCCAAUUGGAGCUUGCCAAGUUUCAGGUGAGUACUCCAUGAUCAAAGCCGCCGGAUAUCUCAAUAUGAUUGAUGAGAAAAAGGUUAUGAUAGAAUCAUUGAUCUGCUUACGUCGAGCUGGUGCAGAUCUCAUUAUUACUUACUUUGCUCUUGAAGCUGCUACAAUAUUACGCGGAGAGUAG
Microthlaspi erraticum is the source of this 285-nucleotide messenger RNA. NCBI's taxonomy places the organism in Eukaryota, Viridiplantae, Streptophyta, Magnoliopsida, Brassicales, Brassicaceae. The record is from the annotation of a GenBank genome assembly.